GAUAGAUUAAAACAUUCCUCCCCCCACCGCGUGGCAAUUUCCAGCCCACAGGCCCCGCUCAGCUCAUCUUGUGACCCAGCGCGCGCUGAACUUGGCGAGGUGGCCCUGCAGAGUUCACUCGGAUGUCAUGGUCCGGCCUGCAUGGGUCACAGGCGGGUCAGACCGGAGAAUUGGGCCUGGGCCCCAGGUCACGCCCCCGCUCGCUAGCUUUGCUCACCGGCCGGAGGCACUGUCCAGAAAGGGGUGGCCCGAGAGAUUUCAGAGAAUUACCUCUAGCACUUCUGGCUCCGGUUUCUGCCGGAGCCCAGAAGUUGGCUGGUACAGUUAACAGUCGCCAGAUCGUUAGAAGAAAUGCCUGUGGGAGAGACUCUUUGCUAGAGCCUCUGAAACGCCAAGUAGGACUAUAGGGAAACGUUGACUCUCCGAAACGCCCUGUGGCGACCCGGGCUUGGAGUGUUACGGAGUCUGUGCGGGCCCUAGGACUCCGCAGACAUCUCCCAAUACCACUAGCUUUGAGGACCACUGCAGGUGGAUCAUGUACUUAACAGCUCUCAAGAUCAAAGAAUUUUCCACCUCCAAGGUGUGCGGGAGGGCUCCUGUAAGAGCCAGUAUUCAGUUUUGAACAAACGUACAUUAUUAUGUUUCGUCUUCGGCACCGCUGGUGCGUUCUGCGCUCAAACCAAGGCAGCGAGUGGCCCUGCCUGGUCUGAGGCGGAAUGGCUCGGCCAGGUGGGAAGCCGGGAUCCCACGUGCGCUUCCCGCAGUGCCGGAUCUCCAGGCAUUGGCUGCAGUAGCAGCUGACUUGUAGUUGGGCAAAGGCCAGCAGGUCCCCUUCCCAGUACGGAUCCCGACACUCCCAUUAGCGGUCCUCAGAGGCCUGGGUCUAGGACCGAUCACCCCCUCUCCCCCGGGGGGCUUUACGCUGGGUGGAAGCCGGAAGAGAGGAGGAAGACUCCAGUGCCUUGAGUUCAGGUCACUCUGGUAAUGAAAUCUAGCGUGCCUGGAGCUGGGAGGAGUAUUUGCCACCAAAAACCCCUUUUGGAAACUCACAACUAUCCCGAGGUAUAAACAGGUCGGGAAUGAUGGCCUCCAAAUUAAGGAGGAGGAAACAGGCGCAAGGAUGUGUGGUGACUUGCCCAAGGUGAUGCAAGUAGAGAUGGAGCCCGGAUUCGGAGCCCAGACCUCCAGGCUUUCCUGUUUCUCUCUCGGUCUCUGCCAGGGCUAAGGACCUCAACACCUCUGCCUAUCUGGGGCUGUAUGCCCCAGGGUACUCGGAAUCCUGGCGGCUGUGGCCACAUGGCAGAGCGCUGGUUGCGGAGCCGCGGAGGAAUUGCUCCCGAAGUCCUCCAGUGGGACGUCAGAGGUGGGGCUGACUAGUGCAGGUUUGCACCUGGAGUCCUGAGAGACCUGGGGGCUCUAUUGUACCCUUAUGUAGGACUUUCGAAGGCUUCAUGAGUGCUGGACCACUUGAGGGAUUUGGGGAACUGAGAUCCAUGAUCCUCCAGUCCUGCCUGACUCCCCGAGGCUCUCCCUUGUGUCCUGGCCGCGGGCUCUUCUGCGGGAUCCUCGAACGAGUCGGGAGGCCUGCGUUUUGUUCUGCGUUCAGGCAGGAUCUCAGUUUCCCACCUGUGGGACAAGGCAGCUGGACGAUCCCUGAACGCACUUCCCUUCGCUUCCCCAGCAGGUGAAAGGGAUCCCACGCGGCGCCUGUAAAUGGAAAACCAGUGAAGGCAGCUCUGGGCUGGAACCGCCCGUCGGACCCCGCGGGAGGGAUUCCAAAGAGACCGCCAGGAAGCCCGAGGCUUGGCGUUCCCGCUCCCUAGAGCUAGGGUUGGCUUCUGCCGCCACCUCAAAGCUCCGCACACCUUGGAUGGGGGAGGCAGGCUGCUCCUAGCUCCGCGCCUCAGGAGGCGCGCUCCGAGGGAAGCCGCCACCGCGCCGCCUCUGCCUCGGUGUGGAACAAACGGUUAAAGAUUUUGGGCAGCGCCUCGCGGGGGGAGGAGCCAGAGACCCAAUCCGCAAUUAAAGAUGAACUUUGGGUGAACUAAUUUGUCUGACCAAGAGAAGGAAGUUCCUGCAGAUGAAGCGCAGGAAAUACGGCUUCAUCUACAAGACGCAUCUGUUCGGGCGGCCCACGGUGCGGGUGAUGGGCGCCGACAACGUGCGGCGCAUCUUGCUCGGGGAGCACCGACUGGUGUCUGUUCACUGGCCCGCGUCGGUACGCACCGUCCUGGGCUCCGGCUGCCUUUCUAAUCUGCACGACUCCUCGCACAAGCAGCGCAAGAAGGUGAUUAUGCGGGCCUUCAGCCGUGAAGCGCUCCAGUGCUACGUGCCUGUGAUCGCGGAGGAAGUGGGCAACUGCCUGGAGCAGUGGCUGAGCUGCGGCGAACGCGGCCUCCUGGUCUACCCCCAGGUGAAGCGCCUUAUGUUCCGCAUCGCCAUGCGCAUCCUGCUGGGCUGCGAGCCCCGGCUAACUAGCGGCGGGGACGCGGAGCAGCAGCUGGUGGAGGCCUUCGAAGAAAUGACUCGCAAUCUCUUCUCGUUGCCCAUCGACGUGCCCUUUAGCGGGUUAUACCGGGGCAUGAAGGCGCGGAACCUCAUCCACGCGCGCAUCGAGGAGAACAUUCGCGCCAAGAUCUGCGGGCUGCAGGCGGCGGAGGCGGGCGGGGGCUACAAAGAUGCGCUUCAGCUGUUGAUCGAACACUCGUGGGAGAGGGGAGAGAGGCUGGAUAUGCAGGCACUAAAGCAAUCUUCAACCGAACUCCUCUUUGGGGGACAUGAAACCACGGCCAGUGCAGCCACAUCUCUGAUCACUUACCUGGGGCUCUACCCACAUGUUCUCCAGAAAGUGCGAGAGGAGCUGAAGAAUAAGGGUUUACUUUGCAAGAGCAAUCAAGACAACAAGUUGGACAUGGAAAUUUUGGAACAGCUUAAAUACAUUGGGUGUGUUAUUAAAGAGACCCUUCGGCUGAAUCCCCCAGUUCCAGGAGGGUUUCGGGUUGCCCUUAAGACUUUUGAAUUAAAUGGAUACCAGAUUCCCAAGGGCUGGAAUGUUAUCUACAGUAUCUGUGAUACUCACGAUGUGGCAGACAUCUUCACCAACAAGGAGGAAUUUAAUCCUGACCGAUUUAUGCUACCGCACCCUGAGGACGCAUCCAGGUUUAGCUUCAUUCCAUUUGGAGGAGGCCUUAGGAGCUGUGUAGGGAAAGAGUUUGCAAAAAUUCUUCUCAAAAUAUUUACAGUGGAGCUGGCCAGGCAUUGUGACUGGCGGCUUCUAAAUGGACCUCCUACAAUGAAAACCAGCCCCACCGUGUACCCUGUGGAUGAUCUCCCAGCAAGGUUCACCCGUUUCCAGGGGGAAACCUGAUGGGCAUACAUGCCUCGACUUUGGACUUAUUGCAAAUGUACAUAUGAGUUUUUACAUAGUGUCGUGUUGAUUUUAUUAUAUUUAAUUUCUAAAUGUAUAUUAUAAUAUUUAUGUGCCUCUACUACAGUACCACAGUCUUUAAAUAUUAAAAUAAUAAAUUUUGUAUAGUUUCCAAAUAAAGUAAAAUUGGAAGGUGCUUGUCUUGCAUUUAAGAUUCCUGUGGGGGGAAACUCGCCGGUUUAAUAUAUGUACUUAAUGUAUUUAACCAGAUUUCUAAAUGUCUACAUAUAGGACUUUAUUUGUCAUCUGUGCGUAUAUACUUUCUGUGAGGAAGAGGCUCUAGCUAGCUGUUUUUUUUUCUCUUAACAGUUAUCAGAAAAUAUAUAUUAUAUCUGGACGUGUGUUAGUCCAAAGGUAACUUUGUAAGUUUUUCUAUGGUAAUUUAGAUUCCCACUUGGAAAAUUGAUCAAAGUUAAUUUUAGAUUUUUUGGGGUUCACUUUACUUUAGGAAAAGAUGACUUUGAAAAGGUAACACGUUGAGCACUAUCAUAUUCUAA
Molecule: messenger RNA, 3924 nt
Organism: Hipposideros armiger (great roundleaf bat)
Lineage: Eukaryota; Metazoa; Chordata; Mammalia; Chiroptera; Hipposideridae
Gene: CYP26A1
Product: cytochrome P450 family 26 subfamily A member 1
Exons: 7
Coding region: 2081-3367 (428 amino acids)
Biological process (GO): sterol metabolic process
Molecular function (GO): heme binding; oxidoreductase activity, acting on paired donors, with incorporation or reduction of molecular oxygen; iron ion binding
Source: RefSeq, a predicted model, not a curated record